This is a messenger RNA of Protopolystoma xenopodis, 330 nucleotides long. Lineage: Eukaryota; Metazoa; Platyhelminthes; Monogenea; Polystomatidea; Polystomatidae. The record is from the annotation of a GenBank genome assembly.
AUGAGUCGGCUCGCGCCAGCGUCAGCCUCCAUCGGGCAGAUGUCCACCGAACCAUUGACUACGGCUGGCAUCUUUGACGGAGGUGGUCCAUCCACUGACGGGCUCAGGCUACUCGGCUUCUCUGGCGUCAGCAUUUUUCCCACUCGGACUGGCCAGCUGAGCCGAGAUGGCCCGUGUUACUUUGGUCCUCCUGCGAAGCCGACUCUAGGGCUAGCCGAAAAACAUGUGGAGUGUACGUUGAGUCCGGCCGCCUGGCAACAGUCGUGUUUGUAUCAAUUCAUCCGCUUGGUGGGCGAAUCACUUGAUCUCCUCGCCAGUUGGAGCCGGUGA